Messenger RNA from Staurois parvus, 309 nucleotides. The record is from the annotation of a GenBank genome assembly. NCBI's taxonomy places the organism in Eukaryota, Metazoa, Chordata, Amphibia, Anura, Ranidae.
AUGCCACGUGCCAGUGCCCAUCAGUGCCACAUAUCACUGCCUACCAGUGCACAUCAAUGCCACCCAUCAGUGCCAGUCAGUGCCACCUAUCAAGGCCAAUCAGUGCUACCUAUCAGUGCCAGUCAGUGCUGCCUAUCAUUGUGCAUCAGUACCACCUAUCAGUGCCAGUCAUUGCCGCCUAUCAGUGCCAUAUAUGAGUGCUGCCUUUCAGUGGCCAUCAGUGAUGCCUGUCAAUGCCCAUCAGUGCCACCUACCAGUGUCUCCUCAUCAGUGCCACCUAUCAGUGCCCAUCAGUGCUGCCUAUCAGUG